AUGCUGCCGCUGCCGCCCGGGCUGCGCCGCCGCCUGCGGGAGCGGCCGCCCGCACCCGCUAGCCGCCCGCCGCGCGGCCCGCCCGCCGCGCCCGUCCCGCCCUUCGCCUUCGCCCCGCGCCGCCUCCGCCUCGGCCCCGGCCACACGCUCCUCGAGGAUGGGGAUAUCCACAGGCACCUCUACCUCCGCGGCGUCCUGACCAGCCUCACGGAGGUGACUGACCGACCCAAGGUGUCCGAAUUCAGUUGCCACAUCUCUGGGUGCUGCCAGGUCUUUGAUACACUGGAGGGCUAUGAGCACCACUACAACACACUGCACAGGAAUGUCUGCUCCUUCUGCAAGUGCUCCUUUCCAUCAGGCCAUCUCUUGGAUAUUCACAUCUUGGAGUGGCAUGACUCACUCUUCCAGAUAAUGGCUGAGAAGCAAAAUAUGUACAAGUGUUUGGUAGAAGGCUGUGUGGAGAAGUUCAGAAGCAGCAAGGACAGAAAGGAUCAUUUGGUCACCGUUCACCUUUAUCCUGCUGACUUUCGAUUUGAUAGACCAAAGAAAGUGAAAAGCACCCCCAAGCAGUUGAGCUCUGCCACAAAGCAGGAUGUCAGUGUGCCGAUGGAUGUGAGCAUGGAGACGUCGGAGCAAUUCCAAGUGGACCCCAUGGAAGUAGGGCCCAGUGAGAAGAUGGAGAUCCUUCAGCCUGCAGCCAGCCCCAGUCCCUUGGGAGCAGAGAAACGGCUCUAUAAAUCCAGGAUCCCACCCACAGUUUGCUUUGGACCAGGUGCCACCCGAGGAUUUAAAGGACCAAGGAAGAAAAUCUGAAGGUCAGCGCACUGGUUUUGCGCCAGAUGAAGAGACACUGGCCCUGUGGCCAAGCAGGGACUUAGGAAGUUGUGUGUGAGGAGUCUCACUCUGCACAGGUAAGGCAGACAGGUGACCAUAGGAAUUGUGCAGCAGCAGCCUGGGAUGUGUUGGUCCAUUGCACAGGAAGUUCCACUUAAGGAAAAACUUCUUUCCUGUAAGGGUGAGGGAGCCCUGGCACAGGCUGCCCGGGGAGGUUGUGGAGUCUCCUUUACUGGAGGCCUUCAAAACCUGCCUAGACAUGUUCCUGAGUGACCUGAUCUAGGUGGACCUGUUUUAGCGGGGGUAUUUGGACUGGCUGAUGUCCCUUCCAACUCCGACCAUUCUGUGAUUGGAAGGGCCCUUCCACAGUCACAGAACUGUUUUGUUGGAAAGCACCUUCAUCUGUUACCCCAGCCCUGCCAUAGCCACCACUAAACCAUGUCCCUCAAUGCCAUAGCUACACAGCUUUGGAAUCCCUCCAGGAAUGGGAACUCUACCACUGCCCUCGGCAGCCCGGGUCAAGGCUUGACAGCCUUUUUGGGGAAGAAAAUGUUCCUCAUCUCCAGUCUAAACUUCCCCUGGCACAGCUCAAGGCCAUUUCCUCUUAUCCCAUUGCUUCUUUCUUGGGGAAGAGACCAGCGCCACCCCCCAGCCUUGCCAUAACCUCCUGUAGUAGGCGUCCGGAAGAUCUCGGGUUGUAACGCGAGAGGUGGAGGGUACAGAAGAGGUGGGCACGGGGUGGAGGGAGAGGAGGUGCUGGUUCUAGCAGAUAAAAGCACAUGGUGUAAGCAAGGGGUUGGAAUAAAGUAUCACCCAUGCUGA
Messenger RNA from Colius striatus (speckled mousebird), 1656 nucleotides. It is a transcript of the gene ZNF511, whose product is annotated as zinc finger protein 511. The coding region runs from base 1 to 813 and encodes 270 amino acids. The transcript is spliced from 6 exons. Lineage: Eukaryota; Metazoa; Chordata; Aves; Coliiformes; Coliidae. The record is from RefSeq and is a predicted model, not a curated record.